CCGCGGGGAGGGCACUGCUCCCCACCGCCCCGAUCUUGCAAAUGCUGCGGCCGAACCGAAUAUAAAGUAGAAAGGCCGGUGCGGCGGAGCUGAAUAAGCCACAGAUUCGCAGCCUCAAUAUUCUCACCUCGCCAGCUGAUGGGCGUGUUAGGGUUAAGUGUUACUGUCCUGCUCGCUCAAGGGCAUACCUACCCUCCUGUGGACAGUCCCCCAUCCCAACGGCAGAGCCUGCCUGACCUUUAUCAGAAAAUAUAAUACGUGCUCGUUGCCAUAUUUCACUUUUUAAAAAUGUUUACUCCGGUUUAUCCUAAGCUUCUUGAGAGCUGAGACUGGCUUUUCACUUGUGUCUCUAUAUACAGGGUUUGGAACACGUGGAAAGAAGAGGUUACUCAAAGAACUUCUGAAGUAGAGAACCCAGUUGUGAGUUUUUUUAUCAGCUGUUUCAGGCCGGAAUGGCUGUGGAAUCCAGAGCCGUUUCAACCCUGCUACCUCCAGAUCCUCAGGAACGAGAACUAAUACUAGUGAAAGUAGAAGAAAGCCUUCCCUGGGGGCAGAAAUUAAAGCAGAAUGGGAGUACCCGAUCUUGCCAAGAAUUGUUUCGCCAGCAGUUCAGAAAGUUUUGCUACCAGGAGACACCUGGGCCCCGGGAGGCCCUGGGCCGACUCCAGGAGCUGUGCUACCAGUGGCUCAUGCCGGAGUUGCACACGAAGGAGCAGAUUCUGGAGCUGCUGGUGCUGGAGCAGUUCCUGAGCAUCCUGCCCGAGGAGCUGCAGGCCUGGGUUCAGCAAUAUGGUCCAAAAAGUGGCGAGGAAGCUGUGACUCUGUUGGAGGAUUUGGAGAGGGAAUUUGAUGAUCCUGGACAGCAGAUUCCAGCUAGUCCACAAGGACAAGCAUUACCCUGGAAGGAUUGGACACGUCUUGGAGCAUCCCAAGAGUCAAACAUCAUACUCCAACCUUUAAAGGCACAGCUGAAACCUUGGGAACCUUGCCUUUCCUCCCAAAGUGAUUGUGAGAACAAUGGAUCAGCGGCAAAGAAGGAUAUUUCAGGAGGAAAAGCAGGACUUCUCCAGGAACUCUCAUUCGGAAGAAUUAGUGAACACAAAAGCCACUUCAAGAGGCUGCAAGGAAGUGCUUCAGGGGAGAAAUUAGGAAGCUCCCCUUCCCCAGCAGGCAGUUGUAGUCAAGCCAUCACACACAGAUCUCUAGGAAAGAGAUUCCACCAUGAGCCCCAGAGAAGCCUGAUUCUAAGUACAAGCUCUAGAACAUUUCAGAAAGUUCCUACGGAAGAGAGACCUCAUAGAUGUGAUGUAUGUGGGCACAGCUUUAAACAGCAUUCCUCUCUAACACAACAUCAGAGAAUCCAUACCGGAGAAAAGCCCUACAAAUGCAGCCAGUGUGGGAAGGCCUUUAGCUUGAGGUCGUAUCUGAUUAUUCAUCAGAGAAUCCACAGUGGUGAGAAAGCAUAUGAAUGUAGUGAGUGUGGAAAAGCCUUCAAUCAGAGCUCGGCCCUCAUUAGACAUCGGAAAAUUCAUACAGGUGAGAAAGCUUGUAAGUGUAAUGAAUGUGGCAAAGCAUUCAGUCAAAGUUCAUAUCUCAUCAUCCAUCAAAGAAUUCAUACUGGUGAGAAACCCUAUGAGUGUAAUGAGUGUGGGAAAACCUUUAGCCAAAGCUCAAAGCUUGUAAGACACCAGCGAAUCCACACAGGAGAGAGACCUUAUGAAUGUAAUGAAUGUGGGAAAGCGUUCAGGCAGAGCUCGGAGCUGAUAACCCAUCAGAGAAUACAUAGUGGAGAGAAGCCCUAUGAAUGCAAUGAGUGUGGAAGAGCCUUCAGUUUGAGCUCGAACCUCAUUAGACAUCAGAGAAUUCAUAGUGGAGAGGAACCUUAUCAGUGUAUUGAAUGUGGCAAGACAUUCAAAAGGAGCUCAGCCCUAGUUCAGCAUCAGAGAAUCCACUCUGGGGAUGAGGCUUACAUAUGUAAUGAAUGUGGGAAGGCUUUCCGGCACAGAUCAGUCCUCCUGCGCCAUCAGAGAGUCCACACUGUGAAGUAAGUGGUGAAUACAAUGAAUAUUGUAAAUACUUCUGUCAAAUGUUUAUGUUUGUUCAUCAAAAGGGUUUACUUUGAGCAAGACUCCAUGAAGGUUGUGAACUCCUAGGUCUCGAGUGAGUCUGACUUUAUGCAGCACUCCCCCGUGCGCAUGCACAUUGUCCCUUGAAAGCUUUUCCUGUGACUAGUCAGAACAGUAGAUGGAAGAAUUGUUGCUUCCUCCUUUUCUAUCAUCAUUAGGAAUACUCAGGAAAUAGGAAAAAUGGGACUUUUGCAUUGAAACCUCAGUUUCCAGGAGAAUGUCAUGAAGAGGGUAAGCAGUCCAUGCUCUGUCACUGCGUCGGAUCGCUGGUGUGCCAGGCUUGGGGGACGGUGUGGACAAUAUGAGGGACAUUUUGUCUCAGGAAUGCAAAAGUUUACUAAUCAAUUAAGAACAGUGACAGGACAGCAAGACCGAUAGGGGAACAGUUUCAUUAGUGAUUUAAUGAGCCCAGGGCCAACCAGAGUGAGACAAUAAUUCAGAUUAAUUUAUCCAGCAGUUCUUUUUGAGUGCUUGCUUUGUGCCAGGAACUAGGUAUAAUGGAAAAUGAAGACAUUUUGUACAGUUUAAUGAGCAGGGCAAACCAGCAAUGACACUAGUAUGAUCAGUGCCACGUGCCAUUAAGGAGUCCGUAACCCAACCUCGGUCAAGGGAAAAUGAUCUGAAGGAUGAGGGGGAACAUAGACACAGGCCCGGAAGGAAGUCUGAGAAAUUAAAAGUCCCCUUGGUGUGGAGCAUGCCGGGUGAGUUCCUGGGGAAGUAGAGUCAGGUCUGUAAGACGUGUGGAUGCAGCCAGUCCCUUAAGCAGUGCCUACAGUAAAGUAGGAGCCAGGAGAAGUUUGUUAAUAGAAAAACUCUGGAGUCCUUGGACCACAGGGUGGUGAGUUUUGUCUUCGUCUGGUGUGACCCAGAAAAAGGGUUAAUAAGUAGUUUCCUUGCCCUACCUGUAGGCUAGACCUUUUGUGGGGGUGGGGGUGGGGCCAGAAAGACCCCAGCCUGGAGGUUGAGAGUCUGUCUAAAUGUCCCUCUCCCAGACAGAAGGACAUCUUUGGUUCCUACCAGUAAGACUGACAAAGCUGCUAUCAACUUCCACCUUCCAGUGCUCAGGAUCAGAAGCUGCUGUGGCUACCAUAUCACUGGGGGCUGCACCCCAUAGUUCCUCGUGCACUGCCUUGGGCUCUGGUGCUGAAGAACAUUUGUCAGUUGCUGGGUCUGUGACUUAUUCUCCAAGCACCUCACACACAGUUUUGUUUUAUAUCAGCAGCAUUCAGUCUUUCAUGAAUUCGGUUCAAGACAAAGCUAAAGGGAAGUGGCAACAGUCAUGAUCCAUCCAGAGAUUCCCAUCUUCUGAGGGACCGGGCCGGAAAAGUACCCCUAGACUGGUACUUCUCUACAAUGUGGAACGGGGUAUAAGCUAGCCAGCAACAGAAAAACGUUAUUCAAAAUACCUAACAGUUAUCACUCACCAAAAAUAGAAACCUAUGGGCAUGCAGAGGAUAAAUAGAGAGGUAGUACUCCAGAUGAGCGUGUAUUAACCAGCAGGAAUGGCAGGAGGGCUAACUGCACAAGCUUAGAAUGAAAAAAGAAAGGGAGAGAAUCAUUUGGAAAAGAUGGUAACAUGUAACAAGAGCUAGUCAACUCCUGUUUUCUUCCACAAAGAUCCAAACUGAAGGGGUAGGACAAACUAACUAGGAAUGAUACACCAUCUAUUACAGAAGGAGGAUAUUCUUUACACAGAGAGUUCUUACACAGAUCAGUAAGAAACGCAGUAGGUACUUGUUCAGGCUUUGUGUAUAUGUACUCGUUAUUUGUCAGACGCCCAUAUUUUGCAGACGAGGAAUGAAGGCUUAGGAUCACGGCUUACUCUGUGUCAUGUCGCUACACAGUGAUGAGGUUAGACUGAACCAGGCAGUAGGAAUCCAGAACCCUUCUGUUUCUCUACACUGUCUCCCCAUUAGAAAGUCACAACAGAAAAAAGGUUUCUUAAAUAGGCAAAACAAAAGAAUAAAUUCAAUGCACACUAAGUGUUCAGCCUUGCUGGAAUUAAAAACGCUGUAUUGAAGCAAGAGUUGAGAUGUCCCUCACACAACUAACAAUUCAGGGAAACUGGGACGCUAAUGUUGCAAGUGGGAUGUGAGUAGAUACUGCCUCUGGCAAUCAAACCAGAAGCCUUAAGCAUUGCCUUUUGACUUUCACAUUCUACCUAUAAAUUAUGCUUCAGAAACCAGCAGGGAUGUAUACAGUCUUAAAAGUGAUGUUGACAUAAAUGACAAAGCAUUAUUAUCUUAUGUAAAAAUAAAAGACAAUUAUGUACAGUAUGAUUCCAUGUAAAAAUAUAUUUAUGCAUUAAAUACUGGAAAUAAAUCUUAAAGUGCUAUA
Myotis brandtii (Brandt's bat) is the source of this 4463-nucleotide messenger RNA. RefSeq names its product zinc finger protein 397 (gene ZNF397). Gene Ontology annotation, molecular function: RNA polymerase II cis-regulatory region sequence-specific DNA binding; DNA-binding transcription factor activity. Lineage: Eukaryota; Metazoa; Chordata; Mammalia; Chiroptera; Vespertilionidae. The coding region runs from base 453 to 2048 and encodes 531 amino acids. The transcript is spliced from 4 exons. The record is from RefSeq and is a predicted model, not a curated record. Gene Ontology annotation, biological process: regulation of transcription by RNA polymerase II.